UCCUAAAGGGGGGAGCGGGGGCUCUCUUCAGCCCGAGGUUUGAGUCGAGAGCUCAGUUAACUCCAGGGGACUGGAGGGGGUGGAGUCUGUAGAGCAAUUACUUUCCUCCUCCCCACUAUCCCCGCCUCCGGCUCUCCUCCCACGGAGAAUGGAGGGGGAAGGUAGUGACACGUGUCAAUCAAUUCUCCUCCUAACCUCCUCUUCCCCCCCUCUCUCUCUGGGCGGUGGGGGGGGGGAGCGGGAGAGAGUGGCGCGCGCUUCGGGGCUCGCGCCGAGGGAUCGCGCCCCCGCCUCGUGCCUGCGCCGCCCGUAUGUAAAUGAGGGCGCGUGACGCGGGACGCAGAUGGACAAGGGAAGAGGGAGAAUGGCCGCUGCUGCCGCCGCCGCCGCUGCCGCCGCCGCUCAGUGCCGGAGCCCUCGGUGCGCGGCGGAGAGGAGAGGAUUCCGGCGGGAACUCGAUUCUUGGCGCCACCGCCUCAUGCACUGUGUAGGUUUUGAAAGUAUUUUAGAAGGGCUUUAUGGACCAAGGCUACGAAGAGACCUCAGUUUAUUUGAAGACUGUGAACCAGAAGAGCUGACUGAUUGGUCUAUGGAUGAAAAAUGUUCGUUUUGUAACCUACAGAAAGAAGCAGUCAGUGAUUGUACACCAACUCUUGGUUCUUCACAGUCAACGCCUACAGAGGAACUAUCAUCUCAGGGCCAGUCCAACACUGAUAAGAUUGAAUGCCAAGCAGAAAAUUAUUUAAAUGCACUCUUUCGAAAGAAAGAUCUUCCUCAGAACUGUGAUCCUAACAUUCCCCUAGUUGCUCAGGAAUUAAUGAAAAAGAUGAUACGUCAGUUUGCAAUUGAAUACAUUUCAAAAAGUGGUAAAAUUCAAGAGAAUAGAAAUGGUUCAGUUGGACCAAGUCUAAUAUGUAAAGGUAUCCAAAUGAAUCAAAUAGAAAACUCCCUUCAGGAAGAGCAGGAAGGCCCCCUAGACCUCACUGUGAAUCGAACUCAAGAACAAAAUACUCAACAAGGGGAUGGAGUAUUAGAUCUCUCUACAAAGAAAACCAGCACAAGAUCCGAAGAGUCCUCAACAUGUGAUCCAUCUUCUGAAAAUUCUAUGUCUGGGAGACUACACAGAGACAGAGAGGACUAUGUGGAAAGAAGUGCUGAGUUUGCAGAUGGUUUGCUCUCAAAAGCUUUGAAAGACAUUCAGUCUGGAGCAUUGGACAUAAAUAAAGCAGGCAUACUUUAUGGCAUACCUCAAAAAACUUUACUUCUCCACUUAGAAGCCUUACCAGCAGGAAAGCCUGCAUCUUUUAAAAACAAAACUCGAGAUUUCAAUGAUAGUUACUCAUAUAAAGACAGUAAAGAAACUUGUGCAGUGCUGCAAAAAGUAGCCUUAUGGGCAAGAGCUCAAGCAGAGCGCACAGAAAAAAGUAAACUCAAUCUACUUGAAACCUCAGAAUUAAAAUUCCCAACAGCUUCCAGUUACCUCCACCAGUUAACUCUCCAGAGAAUGGUCACUCAAUUUAAAGAAAAAAAUGAAAGCCUUCAAUAUGAAACUUCAAGUCCUACUGUACAGUUAAAAAUUCCUCAGCUACGAGUAAGUUCUGUUUCAAAACCACAACCUGAUGGUUCUGGUCUUCUGGAUGUUAUGUAUCAAGUUUCCAAAACCUCUUCAGUCUUAGAAGGAUCAGCUCUUCAAAAACUGAAAAAUAUACUCCCUAAACAGAACAAAAUAGAAUGUUCUGGGCCUGUAACUCAUUCAAAUGUUGACUCUUACUUUCUACAUGGGGACCUCUCUCCUUUGUGUCUUAAUUCUAAAAAUGGGACAGUUGAUGGAAACUCUGAAAAUACAGAAGAUGGAUUGGAUCGCAAAGAUAAUAAGCAGCCUAGGAAAAAACGUGGCCGCUAUCGGCAGUAUGAUCAUGAAAUAAUGGAAGAGGCUAUUGCAAUGGUAAUGAGUGGAAAAAUGAGUGUUUCCAAAGCACAAGGGAUUUAUGGGGUACCUCACAGCACUUUAGAAUACAAGGUAAAGGAAAGAUCUGGAACGCUGAAGACUCCGCCGAAGAAGAAACUCCGAUUACCGGACACUGGGUUAUUUAAUAUGACAGAUUCAGGGACUGGCGGCUGCAAAAAUAGCAGCAAGCCUGUGUAGAUUACUUGUUAGCAAAAUGGUGUGUGUGUGCGCGCGCGCGCGUGUGUGUGUGUGUGUGUAUGUGUGCGCACAGGUAUGUAUGUGUGUAUGUCUGUAUACACGUGUGGGAAUUACAUAUGCUCACUUUGACAGGAGACAUGAAAUUUUACAGUUCAAAAACCACAUACAUGCCUUUUUGAAAAAAAAGUUUUAUUCAGGGUUUUCACUGUGGACAGAAUUAUAGAGUUCCUCACUUAAUUCUGAUAGUUUCUAUUUAAUCCUUGUAUAAAUAGGUGAAAAAAAAAUUCAGGUUUUCUUUAGUAGUCAAUAGCAUAAAACGUUGUGGAAAAACAAGUAAAUGUCAUGUGAAGCAUUAUUUUUUAUUGGUGAAGGACCACCCCAGCCAUUCAGUUAAACCAUCUUAUUAUGGAAAUAAAUGAUUAAUGGUUUAUAAACAUUUUACAUAACAAUAUUUACAGUUAUUGUAAGCACCUCAAGUAAAUCAAAGGAAAUUUUUUUAAAAAGAAAAAACUUCUAUCCAUACAAGGAAAAAUGGAUGCAUGCAGUAUUAGUACACUACAGUACAUUCUGUAGAACACAAAAUACAUUCAAAGCAUCCAUUAAAAAUAUAAAAGAAAAUUUAAAUGUAUGUUUUAAUAGGCAAAACAGGACAUUUAUAAUUUACUGUUGGUUUAGCAAGAAAUUGGGGUUUGCAAAAUAUAUACUUAAAAGAACUGACAAAUAUAGUUAACCCCAAGCAGUUCUAGGAUCCUUUUAAUAUAAGAUGGAAUACUAAGAACAUAUAGUAAUUUAAUUAUUAAAAUAACUUAAUUUUCUUUUUAGUUUGAAAAAUAAGCUAACUUGUAAGGUUAGAGAAGAAAGGUUGAAUGCAACUUAGAGCAUGUUUAUAAUGUGCAGAGAAGUUUGAGAAUGGUAAUUUUUGGUUUAAACGUGCUGGUUAGUUGAUGUUAUGACUACUUUUAAAUUUAAUUUAAGGAUUGUGUCACACUCCUACUAUUGAAAAACCUCACUGUAACUUUAAAUGUAUUUGCUGCUGUGACAUUUCAAAACAUUUUCAGUUUAUCAAAAUGAAUAACAGAUUUUCAUUUUGGUGGGCGAUACAUUUUCAUUUUGCUAAUAACCAAAUUUGCAGUUUGUUCAGGGUCUUGAAUAGAAUUACAGAUAUUAAACACUGAAGCUGUUUUGAACUUUCAUUAAUGUAAACUCCUAAUUAAUUGGGUAGUUAGAAGUUGGGUAGUACAUUUUACCUUUUAUUAGAUACUAGGAGAGACCAAUUACUUUCAUAUAGCAGUUUAAAAAAAAAAGUAUCCAUUUUGGAUUUUAAAGGAAUAUGCAGUUUGGGUAAUGUUAUAAAAGCAAAUCCCUGCAUGAAAAGUAGAGAUUUUCUUAUAUAACUUCAGUCCUGAACUAAUGUCCUUUUUCUGUGUUAAGAUUCAGGUUUAGAUGACUUUUCUAAUACAGUUUUCCUAAGUCCAAAAGCAGGGCUUUUAAGUGACUUUUAAAGAAAAGUACUGACUCAAAUACUUGGGUUUUUACACUUGUGUUUGUGAAGGUUAAUGCUCACAUGUAUAAUAAUACUUGAGUAUUCGAUCAUUAACCUUAAAAACUGCUCAUAUAUUUUAAAGAAACAAAUAAGAAAAUAAAUGGCACAACCAAGUUGUUAGUUAUUUGGUCUCUUAGGUCUAUAUUGAACCCUCUUCAACUAUUGUUACCUAUAGAAUAGGUAAUAGGAUAUGAAUCCUUACAUACUUUUUUAAAGGAAAUGCUAUACCUAAUAGAUUACAAAACAGCAGAUGUCAGGGUCAUCUUUCUUUUUAAAGAAUUAAGCCAUAUUUUGUGAGGGCCAGAAUGAUGAUCGAUUAUUUAAUAUAUCCCCUCCCAUUGCAAAAACAAGUUGAAAGUAAAAUAAAAGUUUCAAUUUUGUGACCUCUUUAUAUAGAAUUUUACUUGCAAAACUUUGGGGACUUGAAUGCGUUGCCUAAUAUUUAUAUUGUACUGACCUUUUUUAUUCCUCACACUAUAUUUACAUUAAAUAAAUUGAUUGAGAAGUUUAUAGUAAAGGGAAGAGAUGCAGUACACUUUUUAUAUCAUUUAAAAGAUGACCUGACCAAAAAUUGACAGGAUUCAUAAAAUCAGGGAUCAUUUUACUAUUGACUUCACAGUGAUCAGUAGUUUUAUAGGUAAUAUUAUAGUUAAUUUGCAGCAUUUUAGUACUUGCAUUAUUUAUUUUUGGUCAGAAAUAGUAUAUUAAAAUAUUUUUUGAUAGUCUAUAGAUAAUGAUCAACCCAUAACCGUUUUAAAAGAAGCAAAAUGUGUUUGUUUCUGAUUAUUGGGCUAACCUCUGAUUUUACAAACAAGGAAAGGCAGGGAAAUUUAUGGGUUCCCCUUCUCCCCAGUGUAUUCCAUUAAAAUGUUCUUUAUGUUAUUUACGUUUGAACUACUUUAUAAUUCAGUUACCAGUCACUACUUAAUUAAUUGACAAUUUUCUGAAAAAUCCAGUUUCAGCAGACCUUUAAAUGAAGGUGAAAGCAACCCCUAUUGUGCUUUCUACUUAUUUGAAUGUUUCUCAAGUAUUUUAUAUUAAAAAAAAAAAACAAAAACAAAAAACAGUGCCUCUGUUUUUAGAACUACUGCUCAGUAAAGUUGUUUAAACCAUUUCUGGUAGCUAAUGACAAUUUUAUAUUAAAUUGUAUACUAACUUUAGUGAGACUGAUUUUUUUUAGUUGUUUACAGUACAAAUACUUGUAUUUGUUUUUUAAUUGCAGUAUUUCCAUUGUCGCAGUAAUUUAGUAAAACUCUGUGGCUGCCUUGAUUUUGACAGAUUUUGUUAAUAUAAACUGAUUUUUAGGCAAUUAGUUAUAUUUAUGCAUAAAUCAAUUGCACUAUAAUUCAUGAAUUAUUUAUUACAAUAUUUUCUAAUGAAUUCCAUGUAUCUGUCUUGUGUUGUAAAUGUACUGUAAUUCUGUUCCUUCUUUGUGUUGUUAUAUACCUAAAUCUGAUUGUAUGAAUUUUAAUUGUUCAGUUAACGUGUUUCUAGGUUGUAAUUUGUAGUAAAGCACUUCAAUGCUUUUGCACAUAAAUUUACAACACUGGUGUGUGAUUGAUUUGCUCAUUCAGUAAAAAAGAAGAGAAAAAAUGACUACAUUGUUGUAUUUGACUCACUUCUAGGGAACAGAUUUACUAAAGCUAAAUAAAAAUAAGUUUACUUAAUAGAAAUAUUUCAAUAAUAACUUGUAGUAUACAGAAUAAAUAGUAACAAUAAAUAAAGGUUAUUAAAUGUUUUUGUUGAUAACUCAAAAAGAAUAUCUCUAGUAAAAAUUCAUGUACCAAAAGAAAGCCCCAAAAAACUAAUAUAGAAGGAGUUUGUAUGGAAAACUAUUUGGUAGUAUUUCACAUUAUCAUUUAGGAAUAUAUUCUUUCCUUUAAGUUUUCAUGUUUCUCAUACUAGUUUCUUUGAGAUUCCAGUAUCAAAGGUACUGUAAAAAGAAGAGUAAUAUAAAUAAGCAAUUUAUACUGUUCCAUAUAUUUUAAGUGCAUUUUUAAAGGGAAGAUUAAACAAGAAAGCAUCCAUUUUUUUAACUGUAUAGUUUGCCUUUGAAAAGCUGAAAAAGAGUUUGUUACAUGAACAUCUUUAAAUAUUUGAAUAUUCUUUAAGUGAAAUAAAAAGCCUGUUUUUAUCUUCUACUUGAUUUUAUAGCAUUUGGCCAUUUCAAAAACUAGUACCCCAGAAGACAUUAAAUGAAUUCAUUGAAAUCUAAUAUAUUUUCUUGGAAAGCAUGCAGUCAGUUCUCUGCAUUCAUCCGUUAGCUAUGUUUUAUAUACUCUGUGUGUAUACAUAUACAUAUAUAUACACAGAUGUGUAUAUAUAUACACAUACAUAUAUACAUUUCUUACACAUGUAAACACACAAAAUUAUUAAACUAUGAAUUAAUGUACAUCUUCAGUUUUGCUAACUUUCGAAAUAUAAAGCCACUUUUCUUAAAGCAUAGAAAAAUAUUAGAAAUCAUAUAUCCAGAGUUACUAUUUUAAUUUUCUUUUCCAUCUUCUCCUAUGUAUAUCAUUACAUAUAGUUGUCUGUUAAUGAAACAGGCGACAGUGCCAUUAUUACAAACUACACAGUUUGAUGUUUAUCCCUAAUUAUUUUUAAACAGGUCAAGUUCCCCAGUAUCAAAUUAUUUCCCCCAAGGAAACUGGAAAUUUCAGUGUAUUUACUUACUUAUGUUGUGAUUCUUUCUACUUUGAUAUCAAUUUGUUAUAAAUAGUAUAAUAAAUUCACACCAGCAUGAAAAGGAAUUUAGUGAGUACUAAAAGUUGAUUUAUUUUUUUAAAAAGACAUUUCCUAAAUUUGUUGAAGCACAUUUUUUCUAUAUUUAUAACAAAAAUAAAAUGUACUUUAGAUGAACUAUUCCAAUCUACAUGUAUCUGUUAGGCAUGAUGUGGGGUAUUUGUAAUGGGCAAAUAAUAAACGUUUACAUUUAAUGUCAUUUUAAUACACAAUAAAUAUGUGUAAUUA
Messenger RNA from Phascolarctos cinereus (koala), 6659 nucleotides. RefSeq names its product ligand dependent nuclear receptor corepressor like (gene LCORL). NCBI's taxonomy places the organism in Eukaryota, Metazoa, Chordata, Mammalia, Diprotodontia, Phascolarctidae. Gene Ontology annotation, molecular function: DNA binding. Gene Ontology annotation, cellular component: nucleus. The record is from RefSeq and is a predicted model, not a curated record. Gene Ontology annotation, biological process: regulation of transcription by RNA polymerase II.